AUGUCGAAUGAAAGCAGAGAUGUGCAGUUGUCAGACGAAUCGCGUCGUCUAGCUGAUCUGCUGCGCAAGCAUUAUGGACGGACAGUGAUAUACACAGGUGCUGGCAUCAGCACAUCUGCUGCCAUUCCCGACUAUCGCGGCACCAACGGCCUCUGGCGCACACACAAUGAAACCAAUGGAAAGAAGAAACCUCUGCGGUUGCGACUACCUGAAGCCAGCUUUGCCAAGCCUACGUACACACACAUGGCGAUUGCUGAACUGGUUUCCAAGGGCUACGUGCGGUACGUGGUUUCGCAGAACGUAGAUGGUCUGCACUUGCGUAGCGGACUGCCACGUGACAAACUCUCCGAACUACAUGGCAAUCUCUUCAUCGAACAAUGCAUGGCGUGCGAUCGGGUGGUUUACCGAUCCUUCGAUGUUGGCGAGACGACAGGAAAGAGCCGACACCUAACUGGUCGCGUUUGCCCUUUCUGUGUUCCCGCGUCGUCUGUCGACUCACCAUCGAAUUCCUUAGUGCAGAAACUCGCCACCGGCGCGAAUUCGCUCGCAACGAGGAGAUCCAAAUCGUCCAGAGCGAGUUUAGACCGCGUGCUCGCCUUCAAACGCGCUGCCACCAGCCUCAGGCGAAUUCAUGCCAAACGCAAUCGGCACAACUGCAGUCUUCCGCUUAUGCGAGACGUGAUUGUGCACUACUUUGAGCGUCAACCGGUGGCGGGUCAGGCCGAAAUUUACCGCGUGGACAGGGCUGUCGCAGCACUCUACGGU
Molecule: messenger RNA, 765 nt
Organism: Mesocestoides corti
Lineage: Eukaryota; Metazoa; Platyhelminthes; Cestoda; Cyclophyllidea; Mesocestoididae
Source: the annotation of a GenBank genome assembly